This is a messenger RNA of Suillus bovinus, 732 nucleotides long. RefSeq lists its product as uncharacterized. Gene Ontology annotation, biological process: C-terminal protein methylation. Bases 1 to 732 code for a protein of 243 amino acids. Gene Ontology annotation, molecular function: protein C-terminal S-isoprenylcysteine carboxyl O-methyltransferase activity. The record is from RefSeq and is a predicted model, not a curated record. NCBI's taxonomy places the organism in Eukaryota, Fungi, Basidiomycota, Agaricomycetes, Boletales, Suillaceae. The transcript has 2 exons. Gene Ontology annotation, cellular component: membrane.
AUGAGUCUACUAAAAAUCCCCUUCCUCGUAGCCUCAGCCAUUGGCGUCCAAAUUUCGUUCACUACUUCUUCUCCGCCACCGUUAUAUAAAGAGAGGUUGAAGCCUACCGCAUUUGAAUCCUCCUACGCCAGUAGCUCCGCUCUGACAAUUUCCAGUCUAAUACUUGUCAAGGCUUGCGCAUAUGCGUUAUUGGCUGCCGAAGUGGCCAACAUCCUUGCCAUGCAUAUAGACCCCUCGAAAAUCCCGGGGGACAUCUAUGGCGCCCGCCGAGCUGUGGAGCUUCUACGCUCUCUUCAUUCCACACCGAUCACCCCCACUUUUCUUGCGGGUAAUCUUGCCAUCGCGAUCGGGGGCGCGUUAAGGUUUUAUUGCAUAAUGACGUUAGGAAAACUUUGGAGUUUCCAGCUCAGUAUCAGGAAAGAGCACAAACUUGUGACGAGCGGGCCAUACUCUGUCGUCCGCCACCCAAGCUACACCGGUCUCCUUAUUCAAGCUGCUGGGGUCAUCAUCACGUACGGAAGCCCUGGAUCAUGGAUGUGGCGGUCUAGGAUUUUACAAGUGCCUUUCAUGACGGCGCUCACAGUCGUUGGGUUCAUCAUGUAUACGAUAUCUGCCUGGGUUGCCAUCAGCCGAAGUGUGGUAGAGGACAAGAUGAUGCAGCGUGCUAUGGGACAAGACUGGGAGAAUUGGGCAAAGGUGGUGAAAUAUCGAUUGUUUCCUGGGGUCUAUUAA